UUUCGGUAUCCUUGCUCGCUCUGUUGAGAGAGUUGGAUAAUUUCUCUCGCCUGCUGCGUAGACCAGGAGCGGAACACGCAAUGCAAAUUCGCAGCUUUUCCCAUUGACCUCAACACGUCGCCUACGUUUCUCGACAGCCCAUUUUCAGGCUAAAUUGUGGCGGUAGAAAAUCUUGUCCGUCGUUUUUUUAGUAAGCCUUCGACCUGCUACAGUUUGUUUUCUUUCGAAUUUAACAGCGUCUGGAUGAAUUUUUUGCAACAAUUGAAAUUUAGUGCCAAAUUUCUCAAAGGGGAUCUUUUCAGGCUUUAUCGGACGAAAUAUACCAAAGGGAAUCUACUGAAGGAAGUUUAAAAUGUCUCAAUCUACACUAAAGGAGUUUCCAAAAGUUCCCAGUCCUGGAAACAUUACAUUAGCCGAAUACGGAGCUCAGCUUAUUGCGAUUCCUUCCAACUCCAAUGACCCAGUUGAUGGAGCCCAGUUCUGUGAUAAGGUUUCUUCGUAUAGAAAAUUAAAUGCAAAUACUCUAAAGCCGAUUUUUCAAAACAAAAUACCCCCUCUUCGAACAACGAGAACUGGGGAAACUUUAAUAAUCAGGAAAGAUGAAGGACUCGUAAAAGGAAUGUGGGAUUCUUGUCGAGAUUCCGGAUUUCGGGGACUGGAGCGUUAUCUACAGCAAGUUGAAAAGAAUCCCAUUGUUAACGUUUUAUACGGAUGUUUGGCUGCUUUGGCGUCAAUUACAGAUGCUGCAUAUAAGCUAAAACACGAGGCAAUGGUCAUUGCGUUUCCACAUCUAAAAUUGAACGUAGAUGUGACUAUCCAGAAUGCAUCGCAAGUUAGGAACUGGAGCAAAGCUUGGCUUAGAGCUGUAGCAUGGCAUCCAAACUUUCCUAAAUUGGCCUUGGCAUUGCAAGAUGACUCUGUAAGGUUAUGUGAAAUGGGCGAAGACGUGAUGCCGUUGUUACGAUGUCCAGAACAAAAGAAUGUUUCGAGUGUUUCGUGGAGACCUUACACGCAUUUCCAGUUGGCUGUUGGAGUUGGCACAGGAAUUGUCAUAUGGCAAUUAGAAAGAGGAAACAAGAUCAAACCUGCAGCUUCACAAUCUAGAUUCCUAUCAAUGAAGAAUCAUUUUCCUGUAACUUGUGUAGAGUACUCUCACUCUGGACUUUUACUUCUGUCUAGCUCAAGUUUUGACAUGUCUAUCUACGUUUGGGAUGCUAGCAGUUGGAAUAAUACACCGUUAUAUCGAUUGGGAGGUGGAGGAGUUCCGUUUAUUUUGUGGGCACCAACCGACGACAAAAUCCUAGCUACAAGUCCCACCUCGAUUUUUAGGAUUUGGGAACGCGAAACUCAUUGGGUUCCGAGGCGAUGGGACACCCCUAAAGUAGCAGUUGAAUCUGCUUGUUGGAAUACUGAUGCCACUACGCUUUUAUUUGCCAGUGGGCAAAUGAUAUACGCCGUUCACUUUGCGAUGAAUCCCGUGGAAAAAUUUAUUAAUGAAAAUAAUUCUGUUGCUGUCCCACUAUACGAUAUAUCCGACUGUACAGUAUUUUCCGAAGAUGAACAGCUAGAAUAUAAGGUUGGAGGGCGCGUGCGAAGAAUGGAUAUGGACCCAAAUGGAAAUCGACUUGCAGUUUGUUUCGAUGAUUCUGAGCUUAUUGCUGUAUUCAGAAUUCAGCCCAAAUCUAUUUACUAUUUGGCGCCAUGUGGAUUUAUAAGAGGUUUUCCUGACGAAUAUCCUUUAACCAGUACGUUUCAAAAGGAUUUCAAGGAUGGAGCUCUUUUAACUAUCGCCUGGAGUAGCGGUCGUAUUCAGUACUUCCCAUUUUUGUUCGCUGAAGGAGAUGCUAAGAAAAAUCUUCUCCAUCAAGAUCAUUAUAAUCUACCAACCGUAAUUUCGCCAACCAAAAAGGCAAGAAGUAAGUCUAGAAUAUCUGGAAUUUUGACAGAUAAAGAUAACACGGGAGCAGCAGCAGCCAGUCAAAAACGGUCAUACUCACAUCGUCACAGUUUUGGAGCGUCUUCUGUUGCUUCUCCUUUACUGGAAGCGUCGUCUGAUGAAGAUGAUGUUAUUGUUCCCAAUAAAACCUCAUUUCGAACAACAUCUUUUCUUGAUCCUCCAAAGGCCGAUGAAAUUAAUUUUGCUGCAAAUGUUAGUGAGGAACCCGCACGCUUAUUUUCUACAAAUCACCGUCCUUCGACAUAAUUCUUAAUAAUAAUAAUAAUGAAUAUGCAUACAUUAUACUUCCGUCGUCUACCAUGUUCUCUUUUUUGAAUAAAGUUAUUACAACAAUCGA
This is a messenger RNA of Folsomia candida, 2294 nucleotides long. RefSeq names its product KICSTOR complex protein C12orf66. The transcript is spliced from 10 exons. Bases 353 to 2203 code for a protein of 616 amino acids. The record is from RefSeq and is a predicted model, not a curated record. NCBI's taxonomy places the organism in Eukaryota, Metazoa, Arthropoda, Collembola, Entomobryomorpha, Isotomidae. Gene Ontology annotation, biological process: nucleocytoplasmic transport; protein localization to lysosome; cellular response to amino acid starvation. Gene Ontology annotation, cellular component: KICSTOR complex; nuclear pore. Gene Ontology annotation, molecular function: protein binding.